CGCAAUAUGUGAGUAUCUCUAAUGUCCAAUUGAAUAAGAAUUUAUAACUAAGGUGUUGAAGUUACCAUGGAAGCAUUAUAUGAGGCCAUUGCUUCAACAUGUCCCGUUGCGUACUCCGGUGUCACAGGCGGACUGUUUCUCAGAGCCAUGGCGACUGCUAUAACCACACACUGCUUGAUAAUGGACAAUAACGAGUGGCCGAAAGAUAGUACAGAGGAAAUCAUUAAUAAAGGUCAAUCAUAUGACUUUGUUAUUGUUGGUGCUGGAACAGCUGGUUCUUUAGUUGCAAGUUACCUCUCAAACGCAAACCCAUCUUGGUCUGUGUUAUUAAUAGAGGCGGGUGAUGAUACAGGCGUGGAUAGUGAGAUACCUGCAUUUUUAUUCCUGAACCAAAAUUCAAAAUCUGAUUGGUUUUACAAAACCGAUCCGGAUGGUAAAUCUUGUCUGGGUUUCCGGAAUAAGAGUUGUAUUUGGAGCAAAGGAAAAUGUAUGGGCGGUUCCAGUUCCAUAAACGCUAUGCUGUAUAUCAGGGGACAUCCUAGUGACUAUGACGGAUGGCAGAGCUUGGGAAAUCCAGAAUGGGGAUACGACGACUUGAAAAUAUAUUUCGAAAGGCAAGAGCAGAUGUUUAAUAUAACUGACCCCAACUUCGAAGGUUACAAUUACGAUUGGUAUAGAGUGCUAGAUAAAGCAUGGAAUGAAUUAGGUUUCGAAAACUAUAAAUAUAAUGGACACGAGGCCCGAAUGGGCACGAGGAUUGUCAGAAUACUUACUAAUAACGGACAACGUGUAAAUACAGCUAGAUUUUUUCUACAAAUGGCAAAAAAUGUUACCGUCAUGAAAAACACACAAGUUGAGAAAGUAAUUUUGGAUCCGAUAUCGAACAAAGUAGUUGGUUUAGCAAUAAAAAAGUCAGAUGACACAACAAUAAUAAUAAAUGUUAACAAGGAGGUCAUUUUAUCAGCAGGUUCAAUUGGCACUCCUGUAAUUUUGAUGCAAUCUGGCAUAGGACCGAAGUUACAUCUAAAUGAUGUUGGUAUUGCUUGCGUCCAUGACUUACCUGUUGGGAAAAAUCUGCAAGACCAUACCAUGUUCCCUUUAUUCCUAAAAACAAAUGUAGGUACUGUUUUAGAUCCACAGAUAUUUAAUUUACUUCUUCUUCAGUACGUUCUAACUAAAACAGGACCAUUUAGUAACAUAGGCAUAACAGAUUACAUGGGAUUCAUUGAUACGAAUAACGCCGACGACGCACCAAAUGUGCAGUUCCAUCAUACAUAUUUUCCGAAAAAAGAUACUCUUGUCAUACGGACUUAUCUAGAAGGCGUUGGGUAUGAAAAUGAAAUCAUCAGAGCAGUCGAAGUUGUUAAUUCAAAACAUGACCUCUUAGGUAUUUACCCAACUUUACUUCAACCGCAAUCUAUAGGAGAAAUCCUCGUGAGAAAUGAUAAAUCACCAGUAAUAAAAUCAAACUAUUUCGACAACGAUAACGACCUAGAAACCUUACUUAAAUCUAUAGACUUUGUCAAGAAACUUGAGAAAACAAAAGCAUUUAGAGAACUCGGAAUUGAAAUUGUACAGAUUGAAAUACCUGAUUGUAAUAAUUUUAAAUUUGAUUCACACGAUUACUGGGAAUGUUAUAUAAAGCAUAUGACGACCACAAUCUACCACCCAGUUGGAACAGCAAAAAUGGGACCAAAGGGAGACAAGACAGCGGUGGUCGACGGCAAAUUGUUGGUGCAUGGAGUUGAGAACCUAAGAGUUGUAGAUGCUAGUGUUAUGCCAGUUAUACCAAAGGCCAAUACAAUGGCUGCUACUUUAGUUAUAGCUCAAAAAGGAGCGGAUAUAGUAGUUAAGCAGCAUCUAAAAACUUCGAAAGAUGAAUUAUAAAACUUUUUACAACAUGACUUUAGUUUCCUAUAUUGUUAA
Molecule: messenger RNA, 1926 nt
Organism: Aricia agestis (brown argus)
Lineage: Eukaryota; Metazoa; Arthropoda; Insecta; Lepidoptera; Lycaenidae
Product: glucose dehydrogenase [FAD, quinone]-like
Exons: 4
Coding region: 67-1887 (606 amino acids)
Molecular function (GO): flavin adenine dinucleotide binding; ecdysone oxidase activity
Source: RefSeq, a predicted model, not a curated record